GUUCAUUAGUUCGCGGGAAAGGGGAGAAACAAACAGAAGAUCACAGCACAGGAAUUGCUCUGACGAAUAGAAAUAGUUUUUAAAAAUCGUCUGGAUUCGGCUGAGUUAUAGAAAUGCUUUUUCGCUCCAUUAUUGACAGAGGAGUCCGUAAACGGAGGCGCAAUGACCUCAGCCCAAAGUACCCGUUGUCCUCUCUGCUGGACGGCUACCAGUGUGCACGGUAUGAUGAACACAUCUCAUACGGGAACAUGGGGGUAGCCGUGCCCCCUUUUGGAUGCGCCUUCUCUACAGCUCAAGGGCUGCAGAGUGUAUUUGCUGUGGCCAACGAGGAGGGUGUCUUGAGGCUCUACAACACAGAUAACAGACAGAGUCCAGUCCUGAAAGAAUGGAUGGCACAUGAGAAUGCUGUCUUUGACCUUGCUUGGGUGCCAGGGGAGGCUAGCUUGGUGACUGCAUCAGGUGAUCAGAUGGCCAAGCUGUGGGAUGUGACAUCUGGGGAACUCCUUGGCAGCUUCAAGGGGCACCAGUGCAGCCUCAAGUCUGUUGCAUUCACACAGCAGGAGAAAGCUGUGUUUUGUACUGGGGGCCGAGAUGGGAAUAUUAUGGUCUGGGACACCAGGUGCAGCAAAAAAGAUGGAUUCUACAGGCAGGUGAAGCAGAUCAGCGGGGCUCACAAUAAGAUGGAUAGAAACACACCUAACACGAAGAAGAGACGCCCAGGCACACGCGGCAUGGCCCCCUCUGUGGACUCCCAGCAGAGUGUCACCGUGGUGCUGUUCCGGGAUGCACACACCCUCAUCUCUUCAGGAGCUGUUGAUGGGAUAAUCAAGAUGUGGGACCUUCGGAAAAACUACACUGCAUACCACCACGACCCCAUACCACUCCAGGUGUACCCAUACCCAGGCUCCAGCACACGGAAGCUAGGUUACUCUGGGCUGGUGUUGGACUCCACCGGCUCCAACCUGUUCUCCAACUGCAUCGACGACAACAUCUACAUGUUCAACGUCAGUGGAUUGAAAACCACUCCAGUGGCAGUCUUCGGUGGUCACCUCAACUCCUCGUUUUACGUGAAGUCCACUGUUAGCCCAGAUGACCAGUUCCUGGCUAGUGGCUCAAGUGACCAUCAUGCAUACAUCUGGAAGAUCUCUGACCCAAAGCAGGCUCCUAUGAUGCUUCAGGGCCAUAACCAGGAAGUGACCUCCAUAGCGUGGUGCCCCACAGAUUUCACCAAGAUUGCUUCCUGCUCUGACGACAACACCGUACGGAUCUGGCGUCUGGACAGGGGGACGGAUGGAGCAAAGUCCUCUCUCGGAGAGGCCAAUCUGGUGGGCUGGGCGUGUCCUAAACCUGCCACCACCGUGUCCAUUCCAAGGCCUUUGAACCACGUGGAGUCCACCCCAGCCAAGAGUCCCCGGGCAGGGAGUCUGGGGGCCCCGUCCUCCCCCCAGCCUGCCGCCUGCGCCCCCAGUACAUCCGACGUGCCUCUACCCUCCAGCACCACCACCGCCUCCACCCUUCAGGCCCAGGGUGCAAAGGCCACCCUCCUACGCCAGAAAACACCCUCCUCUAUCAGGAACUGGUUUUCCCAAACCCCCGGGUCUCCUUGGGAACAGGUCACCUCUCCUCUCCACCUGGUGCUCAGCCCCCAGAGCCCAACCGGUACUCCUCCCUCGGAGAGGAGGGCCAAGCGCCGACUGGAGACGGGUGACUGUGGGGCAGCAGGGGGCUGCGAAGGUACAGGGGAGUGCAACUGCGUUACAGCGCUCUACCCCGCAGCCAAGAUCAGCCGGGGACUGGCAGGUGUGUGCUGCCCCAGCCAGGAGCCACCUCAGGCGGGCACAGAGAGGAGUGAGGCCUGGGGAGGAGCGGACCUCCAGGUGGAGGACCCAUCCACACAGGCAGACAAGGAGAACCACUCUCCAGGUGGGGCAGACUGGUUGUCAGUGAUGAGUCAGAGGCUGAGGAAAGGUGUGGGAAACACCAGCAGCAUUCCCAGAAGCCCCAGUGCCUGCAAGAGGCGAGAUGGCAGGAUGCCCACCUCACCGGCAAUGCGCUCUCCCUCCCAGGCAAUGCGUUCACCACGAUCCAUGCAGAAAAUAUCCUCCUUCUUCCAGCAAAAGACUUUGGAGUAAUCAGCUUGGAUUGAAAUUGUACUCUGUGCUGAGAGAGAGAGAGAGAGUGCAAAAUCCUUUAUGGUGCUCCUACUAUAUGUAUUUUAAUUGGGAUCACUGUUCAACCAAUAAAUAUUUUUAAAGAUACAUUUAUACAGUAUCAGUCAAGUUUGGGCACACCUGCUCAUUCAAUGUUUAUUUUAGAUUUUUUUUUACUGUUUUCUACAUUGUAGAAUAAUAGUAAAGAUAUCAAAACUAUGAAAUAACACAUAU
Messenger RNA from Salmo salar (Atlantic salmon), 2384 nucleotides. RefSeq names its product denticleless protein homolog. Gene Ontology annotation, cellular component: nucleus. The record is from RefSeq and is a predicted model, not a curated record. Gene Ontology annotation, molecular function: protein-macromolecule adaptor activity; protein binding. NCBI's taxonomy places the organism in Eukaryota, Metazoa, Chordata, Actinopteri, Salmoniformes, Salmonidae. Gene Ontology annotation, biological process: mitotic G2 DNA damage checkpoint signaling; proteasome-mediated ubiquitin-dependent protein catabolic process.